This is a messenger RNA of Tigriopus californicus, 877 nucleotides long. RefSeq lists its product as uncharacterized. Bases 18 to 380 code for a protein of 120 amino acids. The record is from RefSeq and is a predicted model, not a curated record. The transcript is spliced from 2 exons. NCBI's taxonomy places the organism in Eukaryota, Metazoa, Arthropoda, Copepoda, Harpacticoida, Harpacticidae.
UGGACCCCUCAGGGGGUAUGAGGUUCGCCUCCACUUCAUUGACGAUCCUAGGCCAGUGGCAUGCCCGCCACGCUACACCCUGUUCCACCUCCGAGGCCAGGUUGACGCUGAGAUACGGGAGAUGCUACAAGACGGGAUCAUCGCCCCACAUAGUGGGCCCGUACCCUGGGACGGAUCUCCCAGCAAUUCCGGGCAUCUCCCCAAAUGACCUAGACAUUGUUCGACGCCGGGACCAAACCCACAGAAACAACGCGGCCGACAAGUUCAAUGCCCAACCCAGAUCGAGCCCGUCCAGUCUUAGCCCCGGCCAAUGGGUUCUCCCAGAGACCACCUCCGACCCUCCAAGUUCCAUCCCAAAGUCACGCCCCAACCCCACAUGAUCAUCAACAGAGAAGGCCAUGCUACCUUCUUGAUACAAAACCCAGUCAGUCAAUAAAAUACACCCGCCAUGAGGAUGACCUCAAGGUAGCCUGUAACUGUGACAUUGUGCAUGCAUAAUAUGUCAUUGGCUUGUCUUUCAGUUAAAGGCAAAGGUUUCCAAACUGAGUUGGGCCACAGUUGAGCUCCCACGGUGUUACUCACAAUACUGUUCAAGUGUUUUUGCAAAUGCCAAAACUUCCAAUGAUGAUUUUCAUUGUUAUUGAAACAAAAGGAAGAACUUUUGGAAAAAAUCAUCUUGGAUUCUAGCUCAGAUUAAAGCAUUAAUCCAUUUAAAACAUGCAAAGAGAUAACAAUUCAAAAAGCGUAAUCAAUAGAUGUUGUGAGUAACCUUACUUGCGUUUCCAACUAGAAUUUUUUUCAAAUGCAAAGGCGUACAAUUUGAGGAGGGAGGCUCCUGGUACCAGAACAAAGCUAGUAUUGGGGUUUCGUGGACCAU